UGUGCAGGUUCUCUCUCGGUCAGAGCGACGUCAGCGGCAGCCAAGAUGGCGAUGUCCAUAGAGUGGAAGCACUUGUGUGCUGUGUUCAUUUUGCCAUUAUGUAGCCUGGUGGCGGGUGAUGGCCAGCAGAGUGUCCCGCACCGUAGGUUCGAGUAUAAAUACAGCUUUAAGGGACCCUACCUGGUGCAGAGUGACGGCACGGUCCCCUUCUGGACUCACACUGGCAAUGCCAUUCCUGGUGCUGAUCAAAUUAGGAUAACACCGUCCUUAAAAAGCCAGAAAGGAGCCGUUUGGACAAAAACUGCACCAAGCUUUGAGAACUGGGAAGUGGAAGUAACAUUCCGAGUGACAGGACGGGGUAGAAUAGGAGCUGAUGGAUUGGCCAUUUGGUACACGACAAACCAAGGGUUGGAUGGAAAUGUAUAUGGAGCUGCAGAUUCCUGGAAUGGCCUGGGUGUUUUCUUUGAUUCCUUUGACAACGAUGGAAAGAAAAACAAUCCUACAAUCUUGAUUGUGGGCAACAAUGGCAAACUUCUUUAUGAUCAUCAAAAUGAUGGCGCCUCGCAAGCACUUUCAUAUUGUCAGAGAGAUUUCCGUAACAAGCCAUACCCAGUCCGAGCAAAGAUUACAUACUAUCAAAAGACCUUAACAAUCAUGAUAAACAAUGGAUUCACACCAGACAAAGAUGACUAUGAGUUUUGUGCCAAAGUAGACAACAUGGUUCUUCCACCUCAAGGUUUUUUUGGCAUUUCUGCUGCAACUGGAGGCCUGGCAGAUGAUCAUGAUGUGUUAUCUUUUUUGACUUUUCAAUUGACUGAACCUGGAAAAGAAGUGCCCCCACAAGGCGGAGAGAUCCCAAGAGAAGAACAAGAUAAGUACCAAGAAGAGUUUGACAACUUUCAACAAGAGCUGGAUAAGAGGAAAGAGGAUUUCCAAAAAGACCACCCAGAGGCACAGGAACACCCAGUGGACGAUAUGUUUGAGUCUGUAAAUGACCGUGAACUAAGACAGAUUUUUGAAGGCCAGAACCGCAUCCACCUUGAAAUCAAGCAGCUGAACCGACAGUUGAAUAUGAUUUUGGACGAGCAGCGAAGAUAUGUUAGUGCCGUGACUGAUGACAUUGCCAAGAGAGGAGGAAGUGGCCCUGGGCAACAUGAACAGAUUUCCCAACAGGAACUUGAUUCGCUGGUCAAUGCUCAGAGAGACAUUUUAAAGCAAGUUGGUGAAAUGAGAAAUUCAAUGACUGAAACCUUACGUCUUGCUGGGGGAAAUCAACACUUGGGCUCUGCUGCUUACGAGACCACACAGCACUUCAAUGACAUAAAAGAGCAUCUUCAUGUAGUGAAAAGAGACAUUGAGCAUCUUGUGCAGAAAAACCUGCCUCAUGAAAAACAGAAAUGUCCCGAUUUGCCUGCCUUUCCCUCUUGUUUAUCUACAACACAUUUCUUUAUUUUUGUAACGGUGCAAACAGUGUUAUUCUUUGGUUAUAUUGUGUAUAGAACUAAACAAGAAGCGGCAGCAAAGAAGUUCUUUUGAUGAUUAGUUUAAUUGUGUGUAUUUGUACUUCAUGAUGCACACAGAGCAUGUCUGUACAGGAGGAACUUUUUUAGUACCAAAUGGCUUCAUUAGUUUAAAUUAUUGAAUUUCUUGGAACUGAAAUAAAACUUUUGUUAAUGGAUGGCAACAAAAA
Messenger RNA from Pelobates fuscus (common spadefoot toad), 1690 nucleotides. RefSeq names its product lectin, mannose binding 1 (gene LMAN1). Lineage: Eukaryota; Metazoa; Chordata; Amphibia; Anura; Pelobatidae. Gene Ontology annotation, biological process: endoplasmic reticulum to Golgi vesicle-mediated transport. Gene Ontology annotation, molecular function: D-mannose binding. The transcript has 13 exons. The record is from RefSeq and is a predicted model, not a curated record. Bases 46 to 1536 code for a protein of 496 amino acids. Gene Ontology annotation, cellular component: endoplasmic reticulum membrane; Golgi membrane; COPII-coated ER to Golgi transport vesicle.